Danio aesculapii is the source of this 2932-nucleotide messenger RNA. It is a transcript of the gene nipal4, whose product is annotated as NIPA like domain containing 4. Gene Ontology annotation, cellular component: membrane. The coding region runs from base 225 to 1460 and encodes 411 amino acids. Gene Ontology annotation, biological process: magnesium ion transport. The record is from RefSeq and is a predicted model, not a curated record. Gene Ontology annotation, molecular function: magnesium ion transmembrane transporter activity. Lineage: Eukaryota; Metazoa; Chordata; Actinopteri; Cypriniformes; Danionidae. The transcript is spliced from 6 exons.
CCGAUACCUGCUCUGCGCGUGGCCGUGUUCGCGGGCGUGUGCUUCACAGGUAUCAUAUAUUCCUCAGUUUUUCAGUGCGGUGAAGUUACGCGCGAGGAUGCAGAGCUAUUAUUCUGGAUAUAUUUAGACGAACCGAAAGAAACAUGUUUGUCUUGUAGUUUAUUCUGAUAGUUUUGUUGUUUUUUUAAAUGGCCUCGUUUCGGUAAGUUUAACGCGUCGGUUAAAUGGGUGUAACAAUGAAAGACAUACACCUGCCAUCCGAUUUAUGCAUCAAUGGUUCAGCAAUAAGGAUCUUCUGUCCCACAUCCGCCUCCAUUUGUGUGUUUGACACAGCUGUUGGCAACACGUCUUAUAGUUUGGACAACUCCAAUAAAAACUUGACGGUCAGCACACAAUCUCUAGGCACUGACAAAUGGAGCAAUUACAACUUCUGGACGGGUUUGACACUGGCCGUCCUCUCAGCGUUUCUCAUAGGAGGAAGUGUUAUCCUGAAAAAGAAGGCACUGCUGCGUUUGGCCAGUACUGGGGAGACGAGAGCAGCCGAGGGAGGUCAUGGGUACCUGAAAGACUGGCUAUGGUGGGGAGGCCUUUUGACAAUGGGCGGAGGCGAAGCAGCAAAUUUUGCAGCCUACAUGUUUGCUCCAGCCACAGUGGUGACCCCUCUAGGAGCUCUCAGUGUUCUUAUUAGCGCAGUGCUGUCCUCCCACUUGUUCAGAGAAACAAUGAAUCUGCUAGGGAAGCUGGGCUGCAUGCUCAGCGUACUGGGAAGCACUUUAAUGGUUAUACAUGCACCUGAAGAAGAAGAGGUGACCACGCUUACAGAAAUGGCAGAGAAACUCCUGGAUCCUGGUUUCCUGGUGUUUGCCAGCAUCCUGUUGGUCACUUGUUUAAUCCUGAUCUUCUACGUCUCUCCUCGAUUCGGUCAGUCCAAUAUAUUGGUGUACAUCAGCAUCUGCUCUCUGCUCGGAUCCUUUACUGUGUCUUCUGUCAAGGGUCUAGGCAUUGCAAUCCGCACCAUGUUCACCGACACUUCAGUGGUUCGUAACCCUCUCAUGUGGAUUCUUUUGCUGACCUUAAUAGGAUCCAUCAUCAUCCAGAUCAACUAUCUGAACAAAUCCCUGGAUACUUUCAAUACUCUCUUAGUUUACCCCAUCUACUACGUCUUCUUCACCACAGUGGUCCUGAGCACGUCUGUGAUCCUAUUUAAGGAAUGGGGUGCCAUGUCAGGAGUGGACGUGGUGGGCACCAUUGGGGGAUUUUUGGUGAUUGUGAUUGGGGUGAGCAUGCUGAACAUCUUCAAGGACUUGAACGUUUGUUUUGAAGAUCUGAGAAGCAAUCUUUGUCAGCCGCUGGGCCAGGAGAGCCCAUCGAAGAGGGAAGACAAGCACAUCCUCAUAGAGAACAUAGAGACCCUGCCGCCCAUGAGAGAGGAAGGGCCCAGAGUCUUCAUCAUCAGCUGAGAGUGUGUGUGUAUAUAUAUACACAUAUAUACUACCUGACAAAUUGUGUCGUCGAACCCAGUUGUAAGAGCAAACAAUAAUCACUUGACGGCUAGUUGAUCAUUUGAAAUGUGGCAAAGGGUAGAUUUUUCAGAUGAAUGCACCCCAAUCAUCACAAAUACUGCAGUAGACCCACUUGAACAAGCAUGGACUCAAGAAAUCAGUCAAGUUUGGUGAAGGAAAAAUCAUGGUUUGGGGUUAUAUUCAGUAUGGGGAUGUGCGAGAGAUCUGCAGGGUGUAUGGCAACAUCAACACCCUGAGGUAUGAAGACAUUUGUGCUGCCCAUUACAUUACAAACCACAGGAGAGGGCAAAUUCUUCAACAGGAUAGCGCUCAUACUUACUUCUCAUACUUUAGCCUCCACUUUAAAGUUCCUGAAAGCAAAUAAAGUCAAAGUGCUCCAGGAUUGGCCAGCCCAGUCACCAGAUAUGGACAUUAUUGAGCAUGUCUGGGGUAAGAUGAAAGAUAAUCUAAAGAAUCUUGAUGAACGCUUGGAGUCAUGCAAGAAGGCUCUCUUUGGCAUUCCAGAUGACUUUAUUAAUGUGAUUUGAGUCAUUGCAGAGAUGUAUAGAUGCAGUCCAUAAUCUAGAGGCCUUUGCCUUUCAUAUUAGCCACUUCUGAUACCAAAUGAUCAACUAGAAGUCAAGUUAUUAUUUGUUGUUCCUAAAACUUGUAUAGGCGACAAGACUUUUAAUCAGGUAGUAUACCAUAGUUAACAUCUGAAGUGGAUCAAAACCUUUCAUCAAAGUUGUCCUACAACUAUUGAACAACACCCAUACUUGUCUUAGAACAAUUUUGAAAAGUUUUUUGAUCCACUUGAAAUGUUGACUACUGUACUGUUUAUAAUUUGUUCAAUUUUUGUUCAUUUCCUCUGCUGAAAGCCAUACUGUGACGCAGUGAUUUGGAUUGACUACUGCUGAAUAUGGUGAUGCAGACAUUUUCUUCUAGGCAAAACGGGUGAUGAUUAAAUAUUAAAAUAGUAUAAACAGAAUAUGAUGUAGCAGAAUAUUAAAUCCUGCUGCUGACAACUGACACUUAAUGUGAAUGAUUAUACAGUAAAUAAAUACAUUUGGUAUAUUUCUGUUGAAUGGAUCUGCAUGUGUUAUACCGCUGAAAAUAGACAAAUAAAACAAAAUCAUGUGCACAUGCUAUUGAAUGGAAAAGAGAAAUAUCUUACAGGGAAUAUGUUGUACUUGAAAGAUGCUGUUACAUAUGUUACAUGCUGCAUGUGUCAGGAAAUUCAUAACAUUUUAUUAACCAAUAUGAUAUCAGAGGCUCUGCUGUUUUCUAAAUCACUAUGGUGCCUGUAUUCAUGAUGCAUCAUGCCUCAAGUAUGUCUGUUAUUGCACAAUGCAAAUAUUAAAGGCAAAAUAUAUGCAAUAAUCUUACUUUUUUAAAUAAACUCAUUGAAUUCCAUCCUUCCAACAGAAAAA